AUGUUUAUUUUAAUAUGUAUAUUAGUCUUAACUUACUCUAUUCAAUUACCAAUAGAAGAAACUGAUAAUAUUGAAGUGUUGUAACUAGUUUCCAGUGAUCAAUUCUCGGAAUAGCAAUUAAAAAAAGUUGAAAACAAUUAAUAGUUGUUUCUAUUAGAAAUUGCAAAUUAUUUGGAAGGAACCACAAUAAAUACAUUAUUAGGUAAAACAAAAUAAUAACCAUAGGUUUAUAAACUAAAGAUAGUCAAUCAAAACGAAUAAUUAUUGCAACUAUACUCUCAAUUGUAUUAAUUGUUAUUUGUUGUGUACUCAUUCAAUUAAUAUUGGAUAUGUCUAAAAGAUGUAAAAUAAAGUUGAGUAGAGAAAGUACUCUAAUGGAAGCUUAAUGA
Molecule: messenger RNA, 389 nt
Organism: Paramecium primaurelia
Lineage: Eukaryota; Ciliophora; Oligohymenophorea; Peniculida; Parameciidae
Source: the annotation of a GenBank genome assembly